CUCUUCUUAAAACCCUAACCCUCAAAUGCAAAAUCCACAAAAUCAAAAUCGAAGGAAAAAUCAAAGCCUAAGAAUAAAGCAAAAAAAAUAAAAGAUUAGACGAAGAUGCCGAACCUUGAAUGUCGUAUGUACGAAGCGAAGUACCCAGAGGUGGACAUGGCGGUGAUGAUACAAGUGAAGAACAUCGCCGACAUGGGUGCGUAUGUUUCGCUCCUAGAAUACAACAACAUCGAAGGCAUGAUCUUGUUCUCCGAGCUCUCCCGCCGUCGCAUUCGUAGCGUCAGCAGUUUAAUUAAGGUAGGCCGGACGGAGCCCGUGAUGGUCCUCCGUGUCGAUAAGGAAAAGGGUUACAUCGAUUUGAGUAAGAGGAGGGUUAGCGAAGAAGACAUCCAGGCUUGUGAGGAAAGGUAUAAUAAGAGUAAGCUUGUUCACUCUAUUAUGCGACAUGUCGCCGAGACCUUGGAUAUCGAUUUGGAGGAUUUGUACAUUAAAAUUGGCUGGCCUUUAUACCGGAAAUAUGGUCAUGCUUUUGAGGCUUUCAAAAUUAUUGUGACUGAUCCUGAUUCUGUCUUGAACACCCUCACCUGUGAAGUAAAAAACCCUGGCCCAGAUGGACAGGAGGUGACUGAGGUGGUCCCUGCUGUGACUGAGGAAGUCAAAGAUGCUUUGAUAAAAAAUAUUAGGAGAAGAAUGACACCACAACCUCUGAAGAUUCGAGCUGAUAUUGAAAUGAAAUGUUUCCAGUUUGAUGGUGUUCUUCACAUUAAGGAGGCCAUGCGCGAAGCUGUGGCUGCCGGGAAUGAUGAUUGUCCUGUUAAAAUCAAGCUUGUUGCUCCUCCACUUUAUGUUCUUACCACUCAAACUCUUGACAAGGAGCAAGGUAUAGCUAUUCUCAAUAAAGCAAUUGCAGCUUGCACUGAAGCAAUAGAGCAUCACAAGGGUAAACUUGCAGUCAAAGAGCAUCCUAGAGCAGUGAGUGAACGAGAUGAUAAAUUGCUUGCUGAGCACAUGGCUAAGUUGCGUAAUGAUAAUGAAGAGGUCAGUGGUGAUGAAGAUAGUGAAGAAGAGGAAGACACAGGCAUGGGAGAAGUUGAUGUUGAGAACGCAAGUCAUGGAAUAAUGGAAUGAGGUUGCUGCUUACAUGAACAUGAUGGUUGCCGAUUUUUUUACCAGAACUUAUUUUUUUUUCUCCUUUUUUGGUCCACUAUUUUCCGGGCAGUUCAAAACCUCUUGAAAGUGUUGUCUUGUUGAGUUGUUUUGCAAAUUUACAAUAUCUUUAGCCAAGUUUAAUGCGGUAUACAGAUGGAUGACGUAUUGAGUCAAGUAUUCAAAAAUCUCGAAGGUGGUCUUGUUGAGUUCUUUCCCUCCCUGUCUGUGUUUCUUGGGUUGGUUCUAUGAUUUCUAUGAGAUUGCAUUCAAUUCAUGCUA
Molecule: messenger RNA, 1428 nt
Organism: Theobroma cacao (cacao)
Lineage: Eukaryota; Viridiplantae; Streptophyta; Magnoliopsida; Malvales; Malvaceae
Product: eukaryotic translation initiation factor 2 subunit alpha homolog
Biological process (GO): translational initiation
Cellular component (GO): eukaryotic 48S preinitiation complex; eukaryotic translation initiation factor 2 complex
Molecular function (GO): translation initiation factor activity; ribosome binding; RNA binding
Source: RefSeq, a predicted model, not a curated record